AUGGGCUUCGGGCUGCACGCCGGCUGCCCCGAGGGCCACGCCGCGCUGAUGCAGCUGCAGGAGGCCGAGCUGCGCCUGCUGGAGGGCCUGCGGAAGUGGAUGGGCCAGCGGGCGAGGAGCGACCGGGAGUACGCGGCGCUGCUGCACCAGAUGCACUGCCUGGCCGGCCGGCAGGAGGGCGGCUGCCCCGGCGGCCAGGUCAGCCAGUGCUGGUGGUCCCUGGUGAACCAGACAGAGGCCCUGAGCCAGAUCCUGCAGCGCCAUGCGGACGCCCUGCUCUCCGGGCCCCUGACUAAGCUGGGUCAGCUCAUCCGCGACAAGCAGCUGCUGUGCCGGAGCUACAGUGAGCAGUGGCAGCAGAUGAGCCAGGACUUCCUCCGGACCACCCAGCAGGAGCCUGAGCGGCUGAAAACCCAGUACCGCACCCAGGUCCGCGAAAUCAUCCAGGCCCGGCGCAAGUACCAGGAGGCAAGCAAAGAGAAGGAGCGUGAGAAGGCCAAAGACCGGUACGUCCGCAGCCUGUGGAAGCUCUACUCCUUGCACAACCAGUACGUGCUGGCCCUGGAGGCUGCAGAGGUGCAGCACACUGCCCACUUCCAGCGGACGCUGCCAGGGGUGCUCCAGGCCUUGCACAGCCUGCAGGAGGAGAUGGCCCACAUCACAAAGGAGACCCUGCAGGAGUACGCCGGCAUCACCAGCCUGGUGCAGGAGGAGAUGGUGGUGGUGCACCAGGCGAUGCGGAGGGCCAUCGAGCGCCUCCAGCCGGCCGCCGAGUACCAGGGGUUCGUCCCCCAGUGCAGGUGUGUGAGCGAGCCCCCCGCCGUGGCCGCUUUCGACCGGACGCUGCUGGAGGACAUGGAGGCAGAGGGCGUGCGGGCGGGCGAGCUGCAGCUGAACGAGCUCACGGUGGAGAGCAUGCAGCACAAGCUGACCACACUGAAGGAGGAGCUGACUAGCGCCACGGAGAGCGCCAGGGGCCACCAGGAGCGUGUCCAGAUGCUGAGGGCUGAAAUCCAGGCUGCCACGGAGGCCGAAAUGCCCGCAGAGCGCAUCUCGCUCCUGGGAAAGCGCCUGGCCCUCCGAGAGGCCCUGCACCUCUCGCAGCUGGCCCAGGGCACGCAGGAGAAGCUCGGGGCACAGAGGGAUCUGCUGCAGCGUGAGCUGGAUGAGCUGGGCUCCCGCGACCCGCCCGCCGUGCCAGCCCUGCAGGAGGACGGUGGCGCCUUGCCUCCCGCGGGCCAGCAGCCGCCACAGCUCCAGGAUCGUGAAGCGGGGUGGGCACCCGCCCUGGAGGCCUUGAAGCACCACCUGACGGGCAUCUUCCGCCCGCGCCUCUCGCUGCCGCCCCCGGUGCCCCUCCUGCCCGAGGUGCAGAAGCCGCUCAAACAGCAGGCCUGGUUCCACGGCGUGAUCCCACGGGCGGAGGUCCAGCGGCUGCUGCAGAGCCCCGGGGACUUCCUCGUCCGGGAAAGCCAGGGCAAGCGGGAGUGCGUGCUCUCCGUGCUGUGGGCUGGGCAGCCCCGGCACUUCCUUCUGCAGGCUGCAGACAACCUGUACCGGCUGGAGGGGGAGGCCUUCCCCACUGUCCCGCUGCUCAUCGACCAUUUCCUGAAGUCCCAGCAGCCGAUCACGAAGAAGAGCGGCAUCAUCCUGGCCAAGCCCAUCCUCAAGGACGAGUGGGUGCUGGACCACGAGGACCUGCUGCUCGGGGAGCUCAUUGGGCAGGGCAACUUUGGAGAGGUCUUCAGUGGGCGCUUGCGUAGCGACAACACGCCCGUGGCGGUGAAGUCCUGCCGUGAAACUCUCUCACCGGAGCUCAAGGCCAAGUUCCUGCAGGAGGCCAGGAUCCUGAAGCAGUACAGCCACCCCAAUAUCGUCCGGCUCAUCGGAGUCUGCACCCAGAAGCACCCUAUCUACAUCGUCAUGGAGCUGGUCCAGGGGGGCGACUUCCUGUCCUUCCUGCGAAGCGAGGGAGCUCGGCUCACUGCCAAGGGGCUCCUGCGGAUGAUGGAGAACGCCGCGGCAGGGAUGGAGUAUCUGGCAAGCAAGCACUGCAUCCACCGGGACCUGGCGGCCCGGAACUGCCUCGUGACAGAGAAGAACGUCCUGAAGAUCAGCGAUUUCGGGAUGUCACGGGAACAGAAGGAUGGCAUUUAUUCAUCCACCGGAGGCAUGAAGCAAAUCCCUGUGAAGUGGACAGCUCCAGAGGCCCUCAGCUAUGGUCGGUAUUCCUCGGAAAGCGACGUCUGGAGCUUUGGGGUCCUGAUCUGGGAAGCCUUCAGCCUGGGUGCCACACCGUACCCCAGCAUGAGCAACCAGCAGACCCGGGAGGCUGUGGAGAGGGGGAUGCGGCUGAGUGCCCCGGACCGGUGCCCGGCGGAGGUGUACCGGCUCAUGUUGAGCUGCUGGGAGUACGAGCCACAGAACCGACCGAGCUUCAGCAUCAUACGCCAAGAGCUGGUUGCGAUCCAGAAGAGGCCGGGGUGAGAACACUCCGCGCGCAGGGCUGCUGGCUGGCCGAGGGCAGCUUCCUUGACGCCGGCUGGAGCCACCCACCCGCCUGGCGGCACCAGCAAAACCUGCUUUUGCCUUGGCUUUUGGCGUGGACGCCUGGUGACGUGGC
Molecule: messenger RNA, 2623 nt
Organism: Varanus komodoensis (Komodo dragon)
Lineage: Eukaryota; Metazoa; Chordata; Lepidosauria; Squamata; Varanidae
Gene: FES
Product: FES proto-oncogene, tyrosine kinase
Exons: 18
Coding region: 1-2487 (828 amino acids)
Biological process (GO): cell adhesion; peptidyl-tyrosine phosphorylation; chemotaxis
Molecular function (GO): ATP binding; non-membrane spanning protein tyrosine kinase activity
Source: RefSeq, a predicted model, not a curated record